This is a messenger RNA of Rotaria sp. Silwood2, 639 nucleotides long. The record is from the annotation of a GenBank genome assembly. Lineage: Eukaryota; Metazoa; Rotifera; Eurotatoria; Philodinida; Philodinidae.
AUGAUGAUUGAAAACUUCCAUCGACAAGAACAAACAAAAUUAACAAGUCCGAUCUUGAAGCAACAUUCAACCAACAAUCUCAAAGGAAAUAAUCAGAACGAUGGCAAUUGGGAAACUGUACUAGCUCGUAGAAAUAAUAAAAGAAUGAACACUGAAAAUAAUGUCGAUUAUCGUCAACAAGCUAAAGUGUUGCCUAAGUCUAAUCAACUCCAUGUCUCAUCUUACAAAAAUCGAAUUUCUUCCUCAUGUCACAUCAAUCAACAAACAACAAACGAAGAAACUCGAAUACCAAUUACAAACGAUGCACUAGAUUAUGCUUCUAAUUACCAUUUUCCGCCAUUUAAGUUAGAGUGCCUCUCGAAAAUUCGGGAUAGAAAAGAUGGAACAAAGUUGAUUAAUGAAUUAAUUAAAUUCAUUACACCUGGUUUUCUCAUUCAAAAUCCACGUUUCUCACAUGACAUUCUUAUUGAUCUUUGGUGGAUUGAUCCUGAUGGAAAUAUCCAAUUAAUAAUAAAAGCAAUUGAUCUAUAUGUCUAUUUAUAUAAACGUGAUCGAUAUCUUAAUCAAUUGAAUAAUGUCAAAAUUAACCCAAUUCCUCCAACUCAUUUACCACCGCAACAUACAGUGAUAAAAAAAUAG